This is a messenger RNA of Cyprinus carpio (common carp), 1107 nucleotides long. RefSeq lists its product as uncharacterized. The record is from RefSeq and is a predicted model, not a curated record. NCBI's taxonomy places the organism in Eukaryota, Metazoa, Chordata, Actinopteri, Cypriniformes, Cyprinidae. Gene Ontology annotation, biological process: regulation of transcription by RNA polymerase II. Gene Ontology annotation, cellular component: nucleus.
AGAUUAACGCCCCACAUUUAAGGGGAAAAAGUGAAGUGGUUUCUUUUAGUCGAACUUCUCCUGAAAGGGAAACGAUUUAAAUUAACUAAACUGCAGCUUUUUUAAAUCUCGCGCAGCAGCGGAUAUUUCGCAUUUAUCGAUGUAAUUGUUGAGGUUGCAGCAUCUGAUUAAACACUCGAGAUUCCACGGCUUGUACGACUCUUUCUGUUGUAUCUAGAUCAGUGAUGGAGGAGGAUCUAGGGAACCCUGUGGCUAAGAAGACUGAGGAGGAGUCCAGUAGUGUCCUUCUCACUUACUUCAAAGGAGACAUCAACAGCAUGGUGGAUGAACAUUUCUCCCGUGCUCUGAGUCAAGCAGCAAAACUGAAGGGAGAACGCUCCGAAAUCAAAAGAAACUGUAAAGUUGCUCAGACAAAUGGACUUGGAUCAAGUCAAUGGGACGCACAGUCACAAACUAGGUUUCAGCACUUGUUUCCUCCAGAACAUCUCCGGGAAGGAACAAGCAGAGAGUCUCAAUCAAACCAUCAUAUGCCACCAAAUCACCCUGCAAACAGUGCUGCUCUGUGGUCAGGAGAUUCUAGACAGGGAUUGAGUCUUGCUCUGCCCCCCAUGAUGCCCUACCCCUCAGCUGUAUCCUCUGAUGGUUUGAUGGUGGCAGAACACCAGUACUCUAAUUCUCUGUUAAACUUGCUUCACAACGAUCACCCUGACAUGGGCACAGUGGUGCUACCCUCCUCCAAACAAGACCUCAUGUCAGGAUGGACCAAGUACCCAGGAUUUGGCAAUCAGAUGAAUUGCAAUAUCAAUCUCAACUCUGGUGUACAGGGGAUUGAAAAAAGGGAUCUUUAUUGGUAUUAACAAUGUUAUUUGAGAUUUAAAAGGAAGAACAAAGAAGUCUUUCAUCACUUUCUUGUUUAACUGGACCAUGCAAUGCUUCUCCUGGAGGCGUCUGUACAUCCAACCUGUUCAGAAACAAGCUCUUCAUGUACCGAAGCACAGAAGAAGAUUGUACAAGAGAUUUGCCUCAGGCUCUGUAUGGUUAAAGACGUUUUACACGCACACAGAAACACACACUAAAUAUGUUUUUCUUUUAUUUUUAUUAUUAUUA